AUGCCGGUGGCCGAGUGCGGUUCUGGUCUGCCACAGGCCGGUGAGGGGCCUUGCGGCCCUGAGGCUGAGCUCAGGGAAGAGGUCGCAUGUCUGACGGGGGAGGUGCAUCGAUUGCAGCGGGAGAACCGUCUCCUCCAGCACGUCCUUCAUGCCGCCGCCGACAAUCAGCAUCGCCGAGGCGACUUCACAGGGGGUGGGGAGGGGUACGGGCCCCCGUCUGCGGGAGGCCUUCCCCCCGCACACAUGGCCGAGGCCAAUGGGGGACGGGGGGAUGCUUGGGAUCGGGGGGGGGCUGGGACCCUCGGGGGGGAUUGGGGGACUCGUAACGUGGACUUCACGCUCUCGCGGCGCAGAUUCUCGGCACCCGAGUGCGCGGGCGGAACGCGCCCUUGGCUGCCGGAGCAAGGGGCGGUCGCGGGGUACGACCGGGGUCACGGGGGACACGUGGGGGGCAAGGACGACAUGCGCGAGCACACAGCGCUUGCACACACAACACCUACACACACAACGCCUGCGCACGGGACACCUAUACACGCGACGCCUGCGCACGCAACGCCUGCGCACGCGACGCCUGCGUGGGGGGCACAAGACUGCACACCGCCCGAGCCGAUAGACAACGACUCUGGCGGCGAGUGCAUCGACGGUUCGGGUCGCGAGGGAGCGGCGUUCGAUGUGCGCAAGCUGCGCAGGGAGGGUGGCGAGGCGGGCUGCACAGCGCGUGGGGCGCUGCGCUCCCGGCUACGGGAGGCCACAGCGGAGGUGGGGCGGCUGCGAGGCCUCCUGGAGCAGAGCCGCACUGACCACCGGCGAGCCAUCUUUGAGCUGGAGGCCCUGCGCGAGAGGCUCGCCGCCGUGCGAGAGCUCGAAUGCCUCGACUCCCUUGACUCGUGCGGCGGCGACGCUGCGGGUGGCGAGCCGACGGCCGGCCUUUGGUCGCCCGGCAACCGGAGGAUCUCCGAGCCUGACACGGCGAAUGUUGGGGAGACCCGGGGGCCGACGUCGCCUCCGCCACAACGGCUCGAGGCAUCGUCUGCGAACCUGGCGGAAAGUGCGGUGGAGUGCGGCUUGGGAUCGGAGCGCGAAGCAGCGGCGCUGCUCGAGAGGAUCUCCAACUUGGAGGGGCUGCUGCAACUGGCGGAGGCCGCCGAGGCGGAGCGGGCGUGCCGCGAGCGGGCCCUGCAGGAGCAGGCGCGCGUGGCCCAGCUCAAGGCUACGCGACUGGAGGAGAGGCUGGCGGAGCACGCCGAGACGGAACGACGGCUGGCCGAACGCUUCCAGCAGGUGGAGCGCCUGGAAGAAGAGAAGGAGGAGGUGGAGGAGGAGAUGAACGCACGUACGGAGCGCCUGAAUCGCCUGCUGCGGGAUGAGAGGGCACUCCGGGCACAGCUGGAGGUGUCGCUCGACGAGCUGACCAUGCAGGUCUCCGACCUGGAGUCCGAUCGCCGUGUGCUGCAAAAGCGCGUCUCUGAGCUGGAGGACGCCGUGACAGAGCACGAGCUGUCGAAGCGACGCGCGGAGCGUCGGGCCACCCAGCAGGCGGAGAUCGUGCGUGAAACCGUGGGGAGGGAGGGUCGGGUACGUGACCGGGCCGCCCGCCUGGAGCGGCAGCUCGCCGAGAGGGCCACCGCCGAGGCUCGGCUGCAGCAGCAGUUGGACGAGGCGCGCCAAGAGCGCCACGCGGCCGAGAAGAAACUCGCUGAGCACAAAGUGGACGCGGCCAAGAGCAGGCAGCCGGCGCUCGAGUUCCCGGAGAUUGCGCAAGAGCGGGAGCACCUCCACGAGCAGCUGAGCCUGGCAGCCGAGGCCUCCAUGAAUCCCAGUGGUGCCGGCGGCUCCCGUCUGCUCACUGUGCUGGAGGGAGAGCUCGCCGAGCAGGAGCAGCGUCUGGGGGAGCUCGAGCAGGAGAGGGACCGGUUGCGGGAGGAGCUGCAGGCCAAGGAGAGAAGCGAGCGCCACAUCAUCGAGCGGCUCCGCGUCACCGAAGAGCAGUGUGGUGUGGCGGACGAGAGGGCAUCCGCCCUACAGGAGCGACUGGUCCGUGGCGAGGCCCUGCUGGAGGCCAAGGCUGACACGGAGCGUGCGAUGGCGGCUCGCCUUGCUCAGCAGGAGGCCCUGCUGCAGGACAUGGAGGCCACACAUCAGCGACUUGUCAUUCGCAAUGAAGAGGUGCGCCGGCGCCAGCGCUCGCUCGGCGAGGAGCUUCACCGCUGGAGGGCGAGAGGAGGAGCGGCCGAGGCCUCCCUGGAGCAACUGAAUGGCGAGUGGCAGCGGGAGACUGCGCGGGCGCUGGCUGCUGAGGGGGCGGUCGCACGACUGCAGGAGGAGGUGGCUAUACUGACCAAGAAGCUGGAGACGCAGCGAGCAGAGCACGACGGCGCCAUGCACGCGGCGGCCUCCGCCCUCGCGGAGCGAGAGGCGGAGUGGGCGUCCACCCUGGCCCAGACGACGUGCGACGCGUCUGCGAGGGAGGCCCGUCUGUCCACCACCAUUGAGCAGCUGGAGAUGGCGGGCGCAGAGCUGAGGCGCGAGGAAUCGCGGCUGGGCCAGCGUGCCAAGGGGGCCGAGCGGGCCAGCGUGGCCCUACGCUCCCAGCGGGAUGAGGCCCGCGCCGAGCUCGCUCGCCUGGUUGAGCAGCUGGACGGAGCAAGCGCCACCGUGAUGGAGGAGAGGGAGUCAGGGGCCACCGCUCGCAAGGAGAGGGAUGCGGCCCAGGCCGCCCACGCGUCCCUCGCCCGCGCAGAAGCUGCGCUGCGCAACAGGUGCUCCCAUCUGCAGCAGGACGUUCUCGAGGCUGGCGAGCGCGAGCAGAAGACCGUCAAAGAGCUGCAGGUGGUACGGACGCAGGUGGAGUCACUCACCCAAGAACUGGUUGCUCUCCAAGAGGAGCAGAGGUUUCUCCACGGGAAGGUCUCCUCCCUGCAGUGCUCUGAGGCCAAACUCCUGGACAGAGUACAGGAGCUCGAAAAGUCUGAGGCCAAUCUCAAAGCUCAGCUAAAUGAGGCGGCAGGAGCACAGGGGAGACUAGAGGGCCCAGGAGGGCCCAGGGGCCCUGGGGAGACUGAGGAGGUCCUGGAGGUGGUCACUCUGCAGACUCGGCUGCGCUCUUUGCUGUGCACGCAGCGUGACCUCCAAGCCACGGUGUCGGGCCAGAACACCACGGAGCUGGUGCUGCGCGAGCGCCUCCGUCGCUCCCAGGAGCUGCUCCUUUCUAAGGAGGCGGAGCUCCGGGCUCAGGCCCGCUACUUCGAGCACUACAAGUGCACGCAGCGCGCCCAGCUGCAGGCCCUGCAGGGGCGGCAGGAGGAGCCGGGAGGGUCAGCAGCCCCGAGUGCCGCGGAACUGAGCCCGGAGCCGCUGGCCGUCGGUGACGAUGAUCGCCCGGGCGACGCCGUGGAAACGAGCGAGUCUUUGGCCGUCCUGCAGCAGCACACGCUCGGCAGGUUCUCCUGCUGCCUGCAGCUGGGCGACGAGGCCCUGAUCCGGGAGCGUGAGGCUUUGCGUGAUGAGGCGAGGCUGCACGAGGAGUUGGAGAAGGAGCGGAGGGCGAGGGUGGAGGUGCAAGAGAAUCUGGAGCAAGCGCUGGAGAGCGAGGUGCUUCUCAUGCGCAGGCUGGAGGAGAUGAAGGCCCGGAUCGGUGAGCUCAAGCUGCCGCGAGAGAGAGCGUCUCAUGCGCUGCAGGCAGAGAAUUCUGCACUACAGGAGGACACAGCAAGCCUACAGGCAGAGAACACAGCACUGCAGACUGACUGUAUAACAUUACAAGCAACUGCUGCCAAACUACAAGUAGACAUUGCAAACCUGCACACAGACAGCACCAAGUUACAGGCAGACAAUGUAAAACUACAAGCCGACAAUACCGCAUUACACACGCACAAUACCACAUUGCAGGUGGAUAACACGGUGUUACAAGAAAACAUUGGAAGAUUACAAGUGUACAGCACCACAUUACAUGCAAAGAAUGAGAGAUUACAGCAAGAGAACACCAAGUUACAGGCAGACAAUGUAACAUCACAGCAAGAGAUCUCCAAGUUACAGGCAGACAAUGCAACAUCACAACAAGAGAUCAUCAAGUUACAGGCAGACAAUGCAACAUCACAGCAAGAGAUCUCCAAGUUACAGGCAGACAAUGCAACAUCACAGCAAGAGAUCAUCAAGUUACAGGCAGACAAUGCAACAUCACAGCAAGAGAACACCAAGUUACAGGCAGACAAUACAACAUCACAGCAAGAGAUCACCAAGUUACAGGCAGACAAUGCAACAUCACAGCAAGAGAUCUCCAAGUUACAGGCAGACAAUGCAACAUCACAGCAAGAGAUCACCAAGUUACAGGCAGACAAUGCAACAUCACAGCAAGAGAUUAUCAAGUUACAGGCAGACAAUGCAACAUCACAGCAAGAGAACACCAAGUUACAGGCAGACAAUGUAACAUCACAGCAAGAGAUCACCAAGUUACAGGCAGACAAUGCAACAUCACAGCAAGAGAUCUCCAAGUUACAGGCAGACAAUGCAACAUCACAGCAAGAGAUCGCCAAGUUACAGACAGACAAUGUGACAUUACAGCAAGAGAACACCAAGUUACAGGCAGACAAUGUGACAUUACAGCAAGAGAUCACCAAGUUACAGGCAGACAAUGUAACAUCACAGCAAGAGAUCACCAAGUUACAGGCAGACAAUUCAACAUCACAGCAAGAGAUCACCAAGUUACAGACAGACAAUGUGACAUUACAGCAAGAGAUCACCAAGUUACAGGCAGACAAUGUGACAUCACAACAAGAGAUCUCCAAGUUACAGGCAGACAAUGUAACAUCACAGCAAGAGAUCAUCAAGUUACAGGCAGACAAUGUAACAUCACAGCAAGAGAUCUCCAAGUUACAGGCAGACAAUGCAACAUCACAGCAAGAGAUUAUCAAGUUACAGGCAGACAAUGCAACAUUACAGCAAGUGAACACCAAGUUACAGGCAGACAAUGUAACAUCACAGCAAGAGAUCUCCAAGUUACAGGCAGACAAUGCAACAUCACAGCAAGAGAUCACCAAGUUACAGGCAGACAACGUAACAUCACAGCAAGAGAUCACCAAGUUACAGGCAGACAAUGUAACAUCACAGCAAGAGAUCUCCAAGUUACAGGCAGACAAUGCAGCAUCACAGCAAGAGAUCACCAAGUUACAGGCAGACAAUGUGACAUUACAGCAAGAGAACACCGAGUUACAGGCAGACAAUGCAACAUCACAGCAAGAGGUCACCAAGUUACAGGCAGACAAUGCAACAUCACAGCAAGAGAUCACCAAGUUACAGGCAGACAAUGCAACGUCACAGCAAGAGAUCUCCAAGUUACAGGCAGACAAUGUAACAUCACAGCAAGAAAUCACCAAGUUACAGGCAGACAAUGUAACAUCACAGCAAGAGAUCUACAAGUUACAGGCAGACAAUGUAACAUCACAGCAAGAGAUCACCAAGUUACAGGCAGAUAAUGUAACAUCACAGCAAGAGAUCUCCAAGUUACAGGCAGACAAUGUAAUAUCACAGCAAGAGAUCUCCAAGUUACAGGGAGACAAUGCAACAUCACAGCAAGAGAUCACCAAGUUACAGGCAGACAAUGUAACAUCACAGCAAGAGAACACCAAGUUACAGGCAGACAAUGCAACAUCACAGCAAGAGAUCUCCAAGUUACAGGCAGACAAUGCAACAUCACAGCAAGAGAUCACCAAGUUACAGGCAGACAAUGCAACAUCACAGCAAGAGAUCUCCAAGUUACAGGCAGACAAUGUAAUAUCACACCAAGAGAUCUCCAAGUUACAGGCAGACAAUGUAACAUUACAGCAAGAGAUCACCAAGUUACAGGCAGACAAUGUAACAUCACAGCAAGAGAUCACCAAGUUACAGGCAGACAAUGUAACAUCACAGCAAGAGAUCACCAAGUUACAGACAGACAAUGUAACAUUACAGCAAGAGAUCACCAAGUUACAGACAGACAAUGUAACAUCACAGCAAGUUAUCACCAAGUUACAGGCAGACAAUGCAACGUUGGAGAUUGAGAGGAGGCAGCUGCAGUGCAUCAGCUGCAAGCGGCGGCUGCAAGAAGUCGAGCUGAGGCGCAGCACGGAGGAUGAUUUGAGUGAGGAGGAGCAGAAAGAGGAGGAGCCCACACCGGCCACGAAGCUGAACAACGGCGGUGAGGACGGCUGCCCAGCACGAUCCUGUGUGGACGCCACGGCCCAGCACACGACCAGGCCUCCCUGUGCACUCACCACGGCCUCUCCAAAGAGCAGGAGACUGAUUCAACUGUGCAAGUCCAUCACAGACAGCAUGGGGGAAGAUGAGAAGCCAACGCGAUAUCAGGAGCUCAAGCGAUCACUUCUCCAACUGCGCUCCCAGCUGAAGAGUGGAGAGAUGGUGUUUUGGGAGGAGCUCCUAGAACGCCGCUGGAGGAACGCGAUGGACCCGACCCUCAACAAGAAUCUGCAGACGACACUGACCCUGGGCACCAUCACCAAGGAGCCGGGUGAGCCAGGUCCGACUGCCCUGCUGGCCUGGCUGGAGGGAGUGUGCGAGGGCCACUCCGAGAUGGCCGGGGAGACUGUCGCUGCUCGCCAGCGGGAGGGGCAUGCGUGUGCAGAGCGGCAGGAACACUCGCGCGGAGCACAAGAGAUGGCUGACAGCGCCACUCUCUGUGGCCUCUCCGAUUCCACAAGCAGAGAGGGGAGUGAGGAGAGGGAGGGGAGUGAGGAGAGGGAGGAGAGUGAUGAGAGGGAGGACGUGGAAGAGGUAAAUGCAGAAGAUAGAAACAGAAGCCACGGCAGUCAAGACAACGGUGUCACCAGCAGCAGCUGUUGCAGGCCAGAAGACAUCCUGAUACAUGAGAACCAGCUACUCAUGGAGAGGUUGAGCCAACUCGAGGGAGAGAACCUCCUCUUUGUGACCAAGAACAACAUCAUGAAGGGAGAGAUGGAAAGGAUAGCCCGGGAGCGAGAGCCGGGCGGUGACAAAAACACCAACGCCCGGGCCGAGCGCCGCGGGGCAGCCGGCGAAGGUGAUGCGCAAGAGCAGCUGGCGGGCACCCGGAGUCGCCACAACACUCAGCUGGGAAGGGGCUGCAGUCGGAGCGAUGCGGCGUGCAUGACGGACGCAGAAAUGGGACGGCAGCGUUCGGCAAUCACGGAUGGUACGAGCGUCACGACCGACAUGGCAGACGCUCCGGUUUCGUCGGAAAUGUCUGCCUUGCUCAGGUCUCUCCAAGAGCAGCUGCAGCGGAGCGAGGCAGAGCGUGGCAUGCUGCAGGGGAGGCUGUCGGCGCUGCGGGACAACGAGAAGGAGGCGAGGGAAGGACGGGAGGACGUGCGCAUUCAACGCGACGUCCAGGAACUGCGGGCGAGUUGCGGUGGCAGAUUCCGGCCCGCCGCCGUCUUCGCGUCAGAAAGUCCGGGCAGGGAGCCGGGCGCAUGGAGCACGACAGCUGCGGUGGCGCAAGAAGUCGGAAAGUUGGAGCGGGAGAACGCGCUGCUGGAGCAACGCAUCGCCGCACUCGAGCGAGAUGGAUCCCAGCGACGCGCUGACGGGGGACGGCUGCCGGCGUCGUGCGGAGAUGGCGAGUCGGAGGGGCCCGACGUUUGGGUUCCGCUGCGCGAGGCGGAAGCCCUCCAGGGACGUGCGGUAGCCAGCCUCUCGAAGCGGGGCGGAGCAGGGGGAACACAUCCACCAGGGCCGGCUCGGUACGGAGAGCAGCCAGAGAACGAAGAGAGAGGCCACAGGGAGAGCAGCAGCACCAGGGAGGGCGGCACGGACAUCAACUUUCUGCUGCAGAGCUACAAGAGUCUCAAAAGCCAGAUCGCAUUGCUCCAACAAAAGAGGAUUGAGGCCGAGCUUGCUGUGGCUCCGCUCAAGGCGCGACUGGCGAACGUCGUGGGGAAGUGCGGCGCACGAGGUGCCCUGCUCUGUCGCCUGGUGGAGGAGCUGCGGGCCCUGGGUGUGGCCGGGGGCCCCCUGGUGCAGGAGGCCGAGGAGGCGCUGCACGACGCCACCAUGGACGACUACCUCCUCGAGUACCUACCCAGGAGCGGCUCGAAAGGCGACCCCCCAGCGACCAGCCGCUGCACCGACUCCCACACUGAUGCCGCGGGGUCCUCCGAGCCUGUACAUGGUUAUGGGGCCUCCUGGCAUUGCAAGAGAACCCACCCACUGCAACAAGACAACCGCCUUGCAGGAGGCCUAACCCUGCUCUUGAGCUCACAGAGCCGGGCCGGCAGUCCCGACCAUGACACUGGGAGCUACGGGGCAGGACCAGAGCUGGCCUCCUACAUAGCGCUGUGUGACUACCAGCCUCCUGCAGAUGCACCGACCUCUGACCUGCCCCUGCUGGGGCUACGCGCAGGGGAGGUGGUGCGUGUGGCCAUCCUCGCUGGGGGCCCGAGGCUGCGCACGGCGGGGCUGCGGCACGCCGAGGUCAGAGGUCGCCUGGGCUUGGUGCCGGCUCGUUGCCUGGAGCCGCUGGGAGACGUCGCCUCGCCCGGACUGGAGCAGCGACUCCACCUGGAGCAGCAGCAGCAGCUCUCCUCGCUGUGCGGAGCGGCCCAGGAUCCCGGUGCAGAGCUGAGUCAGCGUCGGGCCCGGAGCCCCGCACAGAGGCGCGUGCCCCCGUGGCUCACAAGCUCCUCUGACGACGAUGAUUACGACGAUUAUGAGGAAAACGAGUUCUACAGUGAACAGUUUGUAGAAUUUGAUGAUGGUGAAGAGUCCGAGGAUGGGGCAGCAGACGGGGCGCGUCCUAGGAGCGAGUGCCACCAUGCCGGCAGCUCGAUGAGCAACAGCUCUCGGGGCAGUGAUCACGACGGCAUGGAUGCAGUGGAGGCCACUGACAGCUGAGCGCCCCCUUCAGCCUCGCCACUCUUCCGUGCGUUCACGGUGGAACGCGCGAGCUCAGGCCCUGGACGCCGCCUCCGCUGGCUGCCGCGCUCACCUCGUGGCUUUACCGCCUCCACCGCCACUUCCUUCUCGGCAUCAGAGAGCAACUGCGCUCACGACCUCCACCUAGCGACACCCCAUGUGACCCGCACCCCACACAGCACACCACACGCACAGCACACUGGCUCACACCAGACGCACAUCAUACUCAAUCACAGCGCACUCGCGCAUUUACUGACGCGCAUUCUCUCACACCGCGUUCACUCACGUUCCCAGCAGUCCUGGGAGCCGUCGAGAAGGAGGCCUCAAGCCCCCGUCCCCUCGGAGCGCCCCCUCCGUGCACACUCCUGGGAGGGGUUCAUGUUGAGGUUCCGUCUUGGGCCCGUGGGCCCGGCUUGUUGCUCAGGACACGGCGCCUCAGGAAGUGAGGGUCUAAACAGGCACGGGGGGGCCCCGGGGGCAAGAGCGGGUCCGUGGGACCCCCGCACGGAUGAUGAUGUAUCAUAAUAAUUUGGAUUUAUAUUGACGGUUGUACAUAGGCGGCCGCGCUGUAAUUAGCCGCCUUUUUUUGCUAUCGUUGCAUUUGAAACCCCCACGUGAUGAACGUGAGGACGAGGGUUUCACCUCGACGAACAUUUACGAAUGGGCGGGCGAGCGAUGUGCCUCUCGGGGUCGCUGGCUCGCCGUUGGAGUCGCGCAGGGUGCCUGGAGCCACGUGUCACCCCCCCCCCCCCCCCCGCGUUUAUAUUAAACUGCACCGCGUGCGGUGCGGGCACAGUA
This is a messenger RNA of Petromyzon marinus (sea lamprey), 9678 nucleotides long. Lineage: Eukaryota; Metazoa; Chordata; Hyperoartia; Petromyzontiformes; Petromyzontidae. The record is from RefSeq and is a predicted model, not a curated record.